AUUGUGAUCAAUUUCAAAGUGAACAUUGAAUUGGAAGCAAGUGUCUAUUAAUGUGAUAAAAAAGGAAUUUUCUAGAAAGUUAAAGUUUUAUUUUUUUUUUGAAAUUUUAAGCUUCAUUGAGGUUUAGUUUCUGUUUUGAUAGCUGUAAAUCAUGGAAAUUAAGGGUUUACUUUUGUUUUUAGCACUUUUUUGCUACUCCACAUCAUCUCCAGCAUAUGAAUCAUCUCUCGAAGUUUACAACAAAGAAGACGACUCAAAUGACGAGUUUAGAUAUCCAUGCCCCGUAAAAUGGAAGCCUUAUCGUCUUGAUGAUGAGCCAAACAAGUACGGCAUCAAGUCAGGCAUUUAUCAACAUGAUGAUCAAGCAUUCAUCGCUCGUGGAAUCAUCAAAAACACAAUAACAUUCGGAAGAAUUAAGAUUGAUGGAAAGCCAGGCUUUUAUACACAAAUGGGCGGUGAGCAGUCAUUCAAUGACAAUCCUAAUCAAAUCUGGUACUUGGCAAAGAAUCAAGACUGCAAAUACUCUUGGGUUGAUGCUGAUGACGAGAGUCAGAGGAAGUUUGUGAUUGACAUUGGAAGUGAUGAAAUUGGAAUUAGAGUUUUCAUCCCAAGAUACUCACAAGCGCCACCAAUGAAAGGUGGAUUGUUCUAUUGGGACGAUGCUUUGGCUUCGUUGAAGAUUAGGAACAUUACGUACCAGACAUUGACUUGCAGAAGCAAGAAUCCUAUUACAUCCAGCAAGCAAAAGUACAACAGUCCAAAUUAUCCACCAACAAUUCAUAGAUCUGACGACUCAGGCUGCAAGCACACCUGGAAGUUCUUUAAUAAUCCAGCAGAACCAGCACAAGAUGGCCUUAACGCUGGUCUAUUUGAGGCUAAUAAUCCAGCAUAUGUUGGUAUGACAAUGGUCGGUAGAUUCUGGCGUCCAAGUAGAAUUCAAACUGUAUCUCCAGUCGGUGCUUACUAUCUUGAUGAUUUAGAGGAAGAACAUUGUAGAAAUCACAGCUACUACUUAGUAGACAAUCCAAAGUACAAAUACUAUUGGGUUGAUGUUGUUGGCAAUGAAUACAUUAAGAACUCAGUUGCUGUAAGUCAGGAUUCAGGACCAUUCAGGUUCCCAAUUGGUAAAGCUAUACUUAAUGGAAAGACAAUUAUUGGAUUGACUGAUGGCGUUGGUGGACUUAUAUAUCCUGAUAAGAAUGGUGAUCAGCAUGUUGUUGUUCAGUAUCAAGUGUUGGCAUGUGAUCCAGUUCCUAAGUACAAGUGUGCUCAAUCCUGGAAGUCCUACAAACUUGACACCGCACCAGCCACCGAUGGCUUCUUAGUCGGCAUCUACCGUAACAACAUCGAAGGAUUCGUUGGACGUACAAUCACACCAGAAUCUACUCAACACACAAUUGGAAGAAUUCGAAUCGGUUCAAGAUCCAAAGCUGGCCUUUAUUACUUCAAUGCUAAGCUAGGUUAUGAGUCACUUGACAGAUCUAGCUCAGUUGAGUAUCUCGUCAAGAACCAAGGUGACACUUACCAAUGGGUAUCAUCAUCAUCAGGCAAAGCUAUUGACAAUGCCAUCAGGAACCAAGAAAAUGGAGAAUUUAUGGUCGGCAAAAUUCAAUUUGAUGACAAGACUUAUGUUGGUGCUGUUAAGGCUGGUGAAGGGUUGAUCUUUACAGAUUAUAAAGGAAGGAAGCAAGUGUCUGUCAAUUAUGAGGUUUUGACUUGCUAUUCGUCGGUUUUGAGUCAGAAUUGAGGGAGGAGAUUUUGCUGAUAAAAGGACUCCUUUGAUGAUGUUUGAAGUUACUGUAAGGGAAAUUGGGGUCAAUAAAGGCUGGAGGCUGACAGUUGAAGGCAAAUUUGGGUUUUAAAAUUCAUUUUUAUGGAAAUUUACUUGAAAUUUUAAUUUUGUGCAAAUAAAAUAAUUUUUUGAUUUUAUUUU
Molecule: messenger RNA, 1933 nt
Organism: Chironomus riparius
Lineage: Eukaryota; Metazoa; Arthropoda; Insecta; Diptera; Chironomidae
Source: the annotation of a GenBank genome assembly